This is a messenger RNA of Frieseomelitta varia, 879 nucleotides long. It is a transcript of the gene Prosbeta1, whose product is annotated as proteasome subunit beta type-6. Gene Ontology annotation, molecular function: threonine-type endopeptidase activity. The record is from RefSeq and is a predicted model, not a curated record. Gene Ontology annotation, cellular component: proteasome core complex. NCBI's taxonomy places the organism in Eukaryota, Metazoa, Arthropoda, Insecta, Hymenoptera, Apidae. The transcript is spliced from 5 exons. Bases 80 to 778 code for a protein of 232 amino acids.
AUGGACGCACUGCAGUUGCGAAUUAGCUUUCAACGUUGAAUAGUCGAGGAAAGGAAACAUUUAUUAGAAUUUUAGAAAAAUGGCAUACAUGAUGGAUAAUUUAGUUCAGCCUAAUAUAAGUUCAGUUUCCAGUAAUUUAGGUCCAGAUUGGCUUUCUUCUGAACAAAGUACAGGAACAUCAAUUAUGGCUUGUGAAUUUGAUGGAGGAGUAGUAAUUGGAGCAGAUUCUAGAGCCACUACUGGGGCUUAUAUUUCCAAUCGUUUUGCUGAUAAAUUGACUAAAAUCACUGAUUACAUUUAUUGUUGUCGUUCUGGUUCUGCAGCAGAUACCCAAGCUAUUUCAGAUAUAGUUGCUUAUCAUUUGAGUCUGCACAAAAUGGAGCUGGGCAUGGAGCCGUUAGUAGAAACAGCAGCAAAUGUGUUUCGUGAAUUAUGUUACAAUUACAGAGAUUCUUUGAUGGCAGGAAUCUUAGUGGCAGGAUGGGAUAGUCGUAAAGGAGGUCAAGUUUAUAGUAUUCCUCUAGGUGGUAUGUGCGUAAGACAACCAAUUUCCAUUGGAGGAUCUGGUUCAACCUAUGUAUAUGGUUACAUGGAUGCACAGUACAAACCAAACAUGUCAAAGGAUGAAUGUGUUAAACUUGUUGAAAACACAUUGGCAUUGGCAAUGUCUCGCGAUGGUAGUAGCGGUGGUGUUAUUCGAAUUGGCGUUAUUACGGAAAAAGGUACUGAAAGAAAAGUUAUAUUGGGCAAUGAAUUGCCGCAAUUCUACGAAGGGUGAAUGUUGUAAACACUAAAUUUAUAAACGGAAUACUUACUCCAGCUUUACUCUAUUUUUUAAAAUUCUGUAUCAACAACAUCUUAUUUCCUAAUUAAAUUAAU